Messenger RNA from Symbiodinium necroappetens, 622 nucleotides. NCBI's taxonomy places the organism in Eukaryota, Dinophyceae, Suessiales, Symbiodiniaceae. The record is from the annotation of a GenBank genome assembly.
GUAGCCCAGGCGAUCGAGGCUAGUCGUGGCCAGGGAGAUGCAUCGAAGGACACGAAGCCAGGCGACAAGAAGGAGGAAAUCUCGAAAGAAGACUCCGCAGUUUCAGAGAAGGCUUCGAGCCCUGAGAAGCAGGAAGCUCCGAAAGAAGAUGCCAAGGAGGAAGCUAAGGAGAACUCCAAGGAGGAUGAAACGGAGGGCUCCAAAGAGGCUGCCAAGGACAACACGAAGAAGGAGGAUACUAGCCAGGAUGCGAAGGCUGCUGCCGUCAACGGCUCCGCGCCCAAAGCGGGCGGCCGACUUUCAGGCGGCGGCAUUUCGCUGCGACCUGGGGGUGGUAUGGGCUUGAGGCCAGGAGGCGGUGGUAUUAGCUUGACUGGUGGCCUCAAUGGGCAGACACUCCGCCCAGGAGGAGGAGGCGCAGUUUCUUUGACCGGGUCGGUGAAAGAAUCGUCCGGCACAGCUGGGUACCCAAAGGAGGAGGGCAAGCGAUCCUCAGCAAAUUCCGGCGGGAAGGAGUCUGACUGGCGAAGGGACGCGGCAGAGCACCAAGAUGCAAAGCAGAAGAAGGCCUCCGAAAAGUCAGGUGGCAAGAAAGGUUCCAACGGAAAGUCCGGCGGGCGAG